Messenger RNA from Rubroshorea leprosula, 1559 nucleotides. The record is from the annotation of a GenBank genome assembly. NCBI's taxonomy places the organism in Eukaryota, Viridiplantae, Streptophyta, Magnoliopsida, Malvales, Dipterocarpaceae.
ACUCUUUCAGGCGCUUUGCGAAGUCCAAAUACCAAAACUUGAAACCUAGAAACAAAAUAAGCAUUUUUCCGAAAAUCCUAUAAACCCUUGAUCUGUUUCUCACUGAGAUUGUUCAAAACUGCAAGCCAUGGGUUCUGAAUGAUGCAGGUUGCAAGAGGAGGACGUAUUUUCUGCCCCAAGAACUGCGCUUCUUUCUCCCCUUCCACAAGCAAAACUGCUUUUGCUGAGGGAAGAAAUGGUGUCUGGGUUUCAAAUUUUCAGCGGCGGGGAAGAUCACAAGCUGCUUCUGUUCCUUCUGACACCCCAAAUCCUCAGAACGCUCGGAAAAGGGUCCCCAAGAAAGAAAGAUAUGCUAUGGUCGCGUCUUUUGUGAGCAAAUAUAAAUUGAAUCAUGCAGGGAAAUUCCCAACUGUAUCUGUUGUCCAAAAAGAAGUGGGUGGCAGUUACUAUAUCAUUAGAAAGCUGGUUCAGGAGUUAGAAUAUAAAUCUAAAUUAUGUUCCUCAGAUAACAAGACUGAAAAGUUAUCUGAAAAGGAGGUCCCUAAAGAGGUUGAGUCUUUGGCUGAAGGUGAAGGUGAAGUGGUCUCACCUGCAGUAGGAAUCCAAGAUGGCUCUCAAACGGUAGCUAUGGGCAACCAACUAGAAGCUGAGGGAGAGUUGAAGGUUGAGAUGACCUUAUCUCAAGAGCUUGUAAAGCUACACUCAUCAGAUGGUAAUGAUUUUGUUUUAGAAGAAAGUAAGCUGUUGAAAGGAGAUGAGGGGACUUUUGAGAAAUCAAAGAACAAUACAAGAGAGGAUUUCCAGAAAGCUUCUGACAAUCUUCUUGAAGUACCAGAGGAUGGUAAACUUGAGGAGAUUGAGGGUAUUCCUCUUCAGGAUGUCCUGGAACAGGAUUUGGAUACUUUUAGCCCAGAAAUUCGUCAUCUUAAAGAAAAAGUGGAGAAACCUUCUGAUCAACAUCUUGAAAUGACAGUGGAUGGUAAAGAAGAGGAGAUUCAUGGUGCUCAAGCUAAAAUUAGUGCAGUAAAAAGUCAACCAAAAGAAGAGACUGAGUUAGAAGAUUCUGAGGAAGACAAAAAGCUGGAGAUAGUUUCUCAAAACUUGCUGGACUCAGAUGGACCAGAGAUCAAAGUUAAGAAAAACCAACAGUCUAUGGAAGAUGAAAAAUCUGUAAAGAACAUUUCUAGCCAGCAAACAAAUGAUGCAAAACUGAAAAAUUCAACCUUGUGGGAAGAUCUGAAGUCAUUAGCAGAUAGGUUUGUUAAUAUGUGGAAAAAGUUCUAAAUCUGUCCUUUUGCAUUUUUAUUUCUUCCAAUACUAUGCUAUUCAUAUAGAAUAUGCCUGAUCUUGAGGCUUAAGAUCAUUCUUUCCCUUACCAUUAUCAGAUGCUUAGCUCAUAACUCUUUGGUAUCAUUGUUACAGUCUAUUCAUAUAGAAUAUGCCUGUUUCUUUUAGUAUUCCCAACCUUUUUAUUUAACAUGCAUUUCCAUUUUGAAUAAUUGACUUUGAGUGCCAUGUAUCAUUUGGACAUUGUGAAAAUGGAGCUUCUAUACAUUUCA